GAGAACGCCAGCAGUGGAUAAUCCGCUCGGAUCGCCUCUGGUCCAAAUCCAAACCCCUCCUCCCUUUUAGCAUCGCCGGCAGCGACGACGGCCAUGCUCUCCGCCGCCGCCUCGGCCAUUCCCAGGCUCCGCUGGGCCGCCGCGCCGCCGGGGCACGCCUCGCCGAGCACCCGGUGGUCUCUGCUGCGGCGGCGCCCGCUCUCCUCCUCCCCGAACGCAGCGCCCACCGUGGGGCCGGGGCCCCUGGAGCCGCCGGACCUUCCCCGCCUCGCCAACUCCGCCCGCAUAUCUCUCUCGCCGCAAGAGGCUGAGGAGUUCGCGCCCAAGAUUCAGCAGGUGGUGGACUGGUUUGGGCAACUUCAAGCGGUUGAUCUUGAGUCCAUUGAGCCUUCACUUAGAGCUGAUACUGCAGCUGGUAGUUCUUUAAGAGAAGAUAAGGCGGAACCAUUUGCUAACAGAGAUGCCAUAAUAGAGGCCCUUCCGAGUUAUGAUGAUCCAUACAUCAAAGUGCCAAAUGCGCUGACCAAAGAAUGACAUGUGGGUCUGUAAAUCAAAGUUAUGAUAUUGUUAACAUUCUAUUUCAUUAUACAAUGAGGCAUGGUGAAUCAACUGAGCUUGCAAAGCAUCGAGCGAGCAAUCAACAAGCCUGAGUUAAGUUUGACAUCCUCGGCUAGAACAGUACGACUCAACAAUUUGAGCGAUGGAUCUGCAGUGCCUGCAACAGAAGAUCCAUCCUUGCGUGCCAUCAUGCUUUCGGACCAAAUACAUGUCAUUUUCUUAAUAUGCUUUUAUUUAUGUUUCUGGAAUGUGGGGGCUUCUAGCGCUAUCACUAUGCCUCCCAAACGGCGAUAGGUUUCAUGUGAUGCUAUCACCUGGUAAUUUGUCUUCAGUUUGUUAAUCCUGUAAGUUUUCUGGGUUAGGCUGAACCUCGGGACUUAUCGUGCUUUCUGUUUGAGUUUUCUGCAGGUUUUAGCUUUUUAAUCCUGUAAAAUAUUCUGGGUUAGGUGGAAUUCUAUGUUUCAAUUUUGCAUUGGCCA
Aegilops tauschii subsp. strangulata is the source of this 1037-nucleotide messenger RNA. RefSeq names its product glutamyl-tRNA(Gln) amidotransferase subunit C, chloroplastic/mitochondrial. Gene Ontology annotation, cellular component: chloroplast; mitochondrion; glutamyl-tRNA(Gln) amidotransferase complex. Gene Ontology annotation, biological process: glutaminyl-tRNAGln biosynthesis via transamidation; mitochondrial translation; regulation of translational fidelity. The record is from RefSeq and is a predicted model, not a curated record. NCBI's taxonomy places the organism in Eukaryota, Viridiplantae, Streptophyta, Magnoliopsida, Poales, Poaceae.